UCGCGCGGCUGGCGGCUGGCUCGCUCCCCGGUCGCGGCCCGUGGGGACGUUCGCAGGCGAGCGCACCUCCCCGCGCGGAAGAGCCCUGGGCUGGGAGGCCCCGAGUGAGCGUCGAUUGGUUGACGUGGUGCCUGCGCGUCGGGCCUGAGAAAGUCUGGGCGAGCGCGCAGAGUCGGCUCCUGGGGCGGUGCGGGACGCAUCUCAGCUUCAAAUCUUGGCGCAGAAACCAGAGACAUUGCCAGAGCAAACAGGAACGGGAGUACAAAUGGACGACUGGUCAAAAGACGUAACCCAUGGUUAUCUUGAACAAGAGACCACGGGGAGAAAUAAAAGUACACAGCUAGAUGAGCAACUGCCUGUGAAUUCUAAGGGAAGCAUGCAUCAGAAAUCCAAUGAAUUAGUUAAUGAAGCUACUUAUGAGGGCAUAGAAUUGCCAGAGCAGAGAUCAAGGAAUUUUCAAGUCAUCAGUCCUCAUCUAGGUGAUGAGACAGCUUACUGCACUACAGAAAAGUCCAACAUUAUGGAACAUAGAAAUAAUGAUUUACAUUACAAAUGUAUGAUUCCUUGUCAAGUUACUUCAGACUUAAAUGAAGAGGAGACAAUAGCAUUGCUUCUCAAAGAAUUGGACAUUCUCAAAGCAAGCAAUAAAAAGCUUCAAGAAAAACUGACUAAAGAAGAUAAAGAACAGAGAAAACUAAAGCUUAAACUGGAACUCCAAGAAAAAGCAACAGAAGCUCAAAUUGCUGAAAAAACAGCAGCUCUGGUUGAAGAGGUGUAUUUUGCACAGAGAGAACGUGAUGAAGCUAUUAUGUCUCGACUGCAGUUAGCCAAUGAGGAGAGAGAUGAAGCAAUUGCACGAGCCAAGCAUAUGGAAAUGUCUCUAAAACCGCUAGAAAAUAUUAACCCUGAAGAAAAUGACAUGACAUUACAGGAAUUACUGAACAGAAUAAACAAUGCAGACACAGGGAUAGCUAUUCAGAAGAAUGGAGCUAUAAUUGUGGAUAGAAUCUACAAGACCAAGGAAUGUAAAAAGAGAAUAACUGCAGAAGAAAUGAAUGCAGUGAUUGAAGAACGGGAUGCUGCUUUGUCUCAGUGCAAACGGCUAGAGCAGGAGCUUCAUCAUCUGAAAGAGCAGAACCAGACUUCAGCAAACAACGUGAGACAUCUGACUGCUGAAAACAAUCAAGAACGUGCUCUGAAGGCAAAGUUGUUAGCUAUGCAACAAGCCAGAGAAACUGCAGUUCAACAAUACAAAAAACUGGAAGAAGAAAUCCAGACACUUCGAGUUUACUACAGUUUACACAAAUCUUUAUCCCAAGAAGAAAAUCUGAAGGAUCAGUUUAACCAUACCCUUAGUACCUAUGAAGAAGCUUUAAAAAAUAGAGAGAACAUUGUUUCCAUCACUCAACAACAAAAUGACGAACUAGCUACCCAACUGCAGCAAGCUCUGACAGAUCGAGCAAACAUGGAAUUAGAGCUUCAGCACACCAUAGAGGCCUCCCGAGCAGCCAAUGACAAAGUUCAGAAGUUGGAAAGGCUGGUGGACGUCCUGAGGAAGAAGGUUGGAACAGGGACCAUGAGGACAGUGAUCUGACUGAGAAAAAAACGACAGUCUGGGGAAGCAAUCACAUCUGGUGACCAGGCUGCUUCAUUCAACACUGUGUAAACACUAAAGCCUUAACUUAGCAAACAGUUGUUAGAAGUGGGACACUCCAACCACAUUCCAAGCUGAGAUAAAAUCAAAUCACAAAUGUUUAACCACUUUGCUGCUGACUUGAGUUAUUUAUCCAAAUGUAUUAACUACAGACUUUUACCAAUGGGUAGCUAUAAAGUUGCAGCUUAUUUUGUAACUAUUUUAUAUCUCACUGUAUUUAAUAUAAAGAUUUUUGCUGAAAGACCAUUAUAGAAACAUAGUAAAGUUGGUCAGGAUCAUAUCUUCACAUAUGGCCCUUUCUGAAUCAAAAUACAGCAAAGUAAAUAUUGCCUAAACCUUAAUCCACUGUGUUAGGUCAAAACUUCAAAUACAUACAUUUUUCAAUGUAGAGUUUAUUUCUUAACCAAUGAGAGA
Messenger RNA from Eubalaena glacialis (North Atlantic right whale), 2068 nucleotides. It is a transcript of the gene MIPOL1, whose product is annotated as mirror-image polydactyly 1. Lineage: Eukaryota; Metazoa; Chordata; Mammalia; Artiodactyla; Balaenidae. Bases 266 to 1594 code for a protein of 442 amino acids. The transcript is spliced from 12 exons. The record is from RefSeq and is a predicted model, not a curated record.